Molecule: messenger RNA, 1009 nt
Organism: Quercus lobata
Lineage: Eukaryota; Viridiplantae; Streptophyta; Magnoliopsida; Fagales; Fagaceae
Product: 60S ribosomal protein L10-like
Exons: 4
Coding region: 114-788 (224 amino acids)
Biological process (GO): translation
Cellular component (GO): ribosome
Molecular function (GO): structural constituent of ribosome
Source: RefSeq, a predicted model, not a curated record
CUUCUUCAUUGUGUCUAUAUAUAUAAACCCCAGAACCAUUUCUUCCUCCUCCACCUGUUUAUUUUAGGGUUUUAUUCUCUCGUUGGCCGCAGACUCAGCUCAGACCUUUCGCCAUGGGGAGGAGACCUGCUAGGUGUUAUCGCCAGAUCAAGAAUAAGCCAUACCCGAAAUCACGGUAUUGCCGUGGUGUACCGGACCCCAAGAUCAGGAUUUACGAUGUAGGAAUGAAAAAGAAAGGAGUGGAUGAGUUCCCCUUCUGUGUUCAUUUGGUGUCUUGGGAAAAAGAGAAUGUUUCAAGUGAAGCUCUUGAGGCUGCACGUAUUGCAUGCAACAAAUAUAUGGCCAAAUUUGCUGGGAAAGAUGCAUUCCAUUUGCGAGUCAGGGUGCAUCCUUUCCAUGUCCUGCGCAUCAAUAAGAUGCUUUCAUGUGCAGGAGCAGAUAGGCUUCAGACUGGUAUGAGGGGUGCUUUUGGGAAACCACAAGGCGUUUGUGCGAGGGUGAGCAUUGGUCAGGUUCUUCUGUCUGUUCGUUGCAAGGACAGCAACAGCCCUCAUGCACAGGAGGCUCUACGACGUGCAAAAUUCAAGUUCCCUGGUCGUCAGAAGAUUAUUGUCAGCAGGAAAUGGGGUUUCACUAAGUUCAGCCGUACCGAGUAUCUGAAGUUGAAACAAGAGAACCGUAUUAUGCCUGAUGGUGUCAAUGCCAAGUAUCUUGGAUGCCAUGGACCUUUGGCAAAUCGUAAACCAGGAAAGGCAUUCGCACCCGAGGCUGCUACUGCUACUGCUUAGGAUAUACUGUUGCCUAAGAAGUGAAAAGCAUUACUGUUUAAGUUUUGAUCGGUGUUAUAGAAAGUAUCUGAAGUACCUCUUUUGUUUUUGUGAUGGAUUGUGUAUUAGGUAUCUUUGGAGGUGUUUGUUUUGUGGAUUUACAAAGUUUGUUUAACGUUUGGAAUAAUUCAUUUUCGUAAAUUUCUUUAGCCUAUGUGUUCUUGGCAUUAUUUAGCUUCUUA